AUGCAACUGAAAAAUACUGUCUUUGCUCGCGACCCGCGAGAUCCUUUCUAUGUCGUGGCAGCUGCGAUGCCGUGGUUUAACAAUAUCAUCCGAAAAAUGUUCUUCGCCUUUUCCCUGUUCACCAACAUCGCCCCGCUGAAGCUGAUCUUGAAAAUGCACAGCUUGGUGUCGGAGCGAAAGAAGGAGAGGGCCGAAGAGGCCAAAAACCCGUCAAAAGUCACAAAAGACCACAUCGACUUUAUCGACCUAUUCCUCGACGCUGAAGCCACGGUGGAUUUAGCGGCGGAAUUGCACACAGAUCGAAAGGACGCGAACCUCAAGCAAAUGACGGAGCAAGAGGUGGCGAUGAAUUGCUUUCUGUUCUUGGCUGCCGGUUUUGAUACCACCUCAAAUUCGUUGUCCUACUGCAGCUGGUAUUUGGCGAAAAAUCCGGAGGUCCAACGAAACCUGCAAGAUGAAAUCGAACAAAUUUGCGGGACCGAGGACAUCACCUACGACAACCUGAACGAGCUCAAAUACCUUGACAUGGUCGUCAAAGAGGCACUCAGACUUCAUCCCCUCGGAGCUUCGGUUGUGUGCCGACGCGCCGGCCAUGAUCUGGAGGUGGCUGGAAUCAAAAUAGAGGAAGGUGAUGAAGUCCAGAUUGACGCUGACAGCAUCCAGAUGGACCCGGAAAUCUGGGGAUCGGAUGCGGCGGAGUUCAGGCCAGAGAGAUGGGAAGAGUUGAGUUCCAAGCAAAAAGAUGCCUUUCUCACUUUUGGAGCUGGGCCAAGGCAGUGCGUUGGAAUGCGGCUAGCCUAUAUGGAAGAAAAGCUGGCCCUGGCCAACGUCCUACGCGAAUUUACGCUUGUCGAAAGUACAAAUACGGAGAAAGUCCUCGAUCUCAACGGUUUCCUCACGAUCUCACCUGUUUCUGUAACGGUCAAAGUCGAGAAGCGAACGAAU
Molecule: messenger RNA, 945 nt
Organism: Mesorhabditis spiculigera
Lineage: Eukaryota; Metazoa; Nematoda; Chromadorea; Rhabditida; Rhabditidae
Source: the annotation of a GenBank genome assembly